AUGGCACCCCCAACAGGGCCAUUGAAUCUGGAUGUCGAGGCCAUCUCCGGCAUAUGCGGUUCCAUCUCUAUCGCAGCAUGGGUUGUGGUCUUCAGCCCACAGAUCCUCGAGAACUUCCGCCGGAGCUCAGCUGACGGCCUUUCGCUGCAAUUCAUCAUAGCAUGGUUAUUGGGCGAUGUCUUCAAUAUUCUGGGCGCCGUCUUUCAGGGCGUCUUGCCCACCAUGCUCAUCCUCGCCAUCUACUACACGAUUGCCGACGUGGUGCUGCUGGCCCAGUGCUUCUACUACCGGGGCUUUACUUGGAAGGACGAGGUUGUGCCUCCUCCCCCCAAGCCCGCGAGGGUGCUUGUAACAGGCGAGCCAAAUGAAAGGACGGGCUUGCUUGAUGGGCAUGGGCCCCUUGCCCAUGAGCGUGAGAGGAGAGGCAGUGGCCAGAGUUGGACCCAUUUCUCCCCAGCUGUGCCCAUGCUGCCCGAAGAACCUACUACACCUCCGCCCGUGUCCACCCGCCUGCAGGUCGUCUUCAGGAAUGCAGUCGCCAUUCUGAUGGUCUGCGUGGCCGGCGUGGCUGGCUGGUACCUGAGCCGCCGCUAUGCAAGCAGUGGCCCUUCUACUCCCGCCGAAGAGAAUCUCCCUCAGUUCGACACCUUGGGCCAGGUUUUUGGCUGGCUUUGUGCUGUACUUUAUCUUGGUUCCCGCCUGCCCCAGCUGAUCCUCAAUUGGCGGCGCAAGUCUGUUGAGGGAGUUUCCAUGCUGUUCUUCCUCUUCGCUUGCCUGGGAAACCUUACCUAUGUCCUAUCUAUAUUGGCCUAUGAGCCAACCUGUGCUCGGCCGAACCGCUGCCGCCCCGGCGAAGUCGGCAAAAUCUACGGGCGGUACAUACUUGUGAACCUCUCGUGGUUGGCUGGCAGUUUCGGUACCCUGCUUCUCGACCUGGCCAUCUUCGCCCAGUUCUUCAUCUACAGCUCAGAAGGUUCCGUAGACCAAGACGACGACGACGAAGGUUUCGAGGAUGAGGAGAGCAGCAUCGACGAAGACCGCUGGGAUCAGCGUCCCGUGCUUCAGCGUCUGGGAUCUGGACAUACUUGA
Molecule: messenger RNA, 1089 nt
Organism: Neoarthrinium moseri
Lineage: Eukaryota; Fungi; Ascomycota; Sordariomycetes; Amphisphaeriales; Apiosporaceae
Exons: 2
Coding region: 1-1089 (362 amino acids)
Biological process (GO): basic amino acid transmembrane export from vacuole
Cellular component (GO): fungal-type vacuole membrane
Source: RefSeq, a predicted model, not a curated record